UGAGUCACUAUACAUAACAACUUGGGAAUUUCUCCCUCUCGUUUCGAAUAAAUUUGCUUCGCUGCUCCACAGAAAACUCUUCGUGCCCACACACAGACAUUCGUACCUCUGUACGGGACGUGUGUAUACACAUAUAAAUAUAAUAAAUGCGAAGGGAGAUCUUUCGUUCUUUCAGUCGAGUGCGAUUGACGACGGAGUGCGGACGUCGCUUUUUGGCGGAUCGCGUUCAUCGAUGACACGUGCUUCGAGAUAAGGCAGCAGAGCGAUUGUCCCCGUCAUCGAGACUUUUUGCCGAAUUAGCCAAAUUCAUUGUUUCUUUUUUUUUCAAUUUAAAUAUUUUUUUGUUAUCAACUCUCGAGGCGUGCUUAAUCGCUCUCGGAUUUACGGCGUUGACGAUCGGUGCACUUUAUUUGUGUACUUUUUGACGAUUGCUCCUUCGCCUGUACGAACGCGCGGAUGUACAAUCGCGUUUGAACGGAGCGCGAGCGAGCAAGAGACGGCGCGAGGUAUUUUAUCGAAACAAUUAACGCGAGCGGGGACCUCUCGGAGGGACACCGAGCUCGGCGAGAGAGCUCGUCGGGCUCCAGAGCGCAGGGUCCCGACGCAUCGACGAGCUCGAUUUUAAGAGCCGUUAAUUUCGCUUAUUUCAAAGACCGAAGCGUGAAAUUGGAAUAAUUUUGAAAGGCGAGCCCCCCUCGAGGAUCGAGGCUCGAGUAAAUUGUAAUUUUUCAAUCGCUCCCCGUAAAACGAAAGCGGACUUUCGACUGGCGAAAAUUUCGAGGAUAUCGGAUCCAGUUGCGAGCACGCGAGUUGCGACGAAAGAUCGAGGAGAUCAUGAACAGCGAGCACAGUUCGGGGCAGGUAAACCGUGCGAAAAGUGCGAUUGAGCGAGCGCUCCGCGGGGCCGUUUAUUUGCGGGAGCAGUGAAACGCGCGUGGAUAACGGUCGAGUCGAGCUGGCGGGAUUAUAAAAUUAAUAACGAGUUCGUUGGGGUCACACUGGCCGUGUGACACGCCGAGAGCGACGGAGAAAAGCGGAGCGAGAUUAAAACGCGCGGCGAAAAAUACGAAAACUUUCGAGUUAUGGGUCAGCGGGCUGUGCUAAACGUAGAAAAAUAUAAUUUCGGUAUCGAGGAAAAAAGCGGCUCCGACGAGGAGCAAAAUCAUUGAGAUAUGUCAAUUAUUCAAACGAAAUAAAGUUAUAAUUCGACCGAGGAAUAAAACUUUUGACAAGCCAAAGAGUUCGAGCGAACAAUGGGUCUCUGCGAGGACACCGCGUUUCUCCGUCUCCUGCCAACUUCCGGUUGGCACCUCGUCUGGUCAUGGCAGGCCGGGAACGGUACAACGGUCAAAAAAAUCGGCAGCGCAUCCCCGAGGUCCGAUUGCUUCGUCGAGCUCGUCAAUUUGGCGGUCGCGGUCGUCGUGCUUCUCGUAACGAUUGGCAUCGUCGUCAAAUACAAGCGCGGAGACGAUAUUCGAAGAUCGUCCACGCGUCUCCUCCCCCUGCACACACUUCGGAGCGUCCUCUGCAUAAUUUUGACGCUGUUCCUCGUGCUGGAGUUGUCGGAAUCGAUGAUGGAGCUGGCUCCGCUUUCGCAAAUACUUUCGUUAAUGGCUAUUAUUUCUUGCUGGUUUCUUCACCGAGAAACCGAGAUGAGGGACGGCCUCGGGCUCGCUGGGACCGGCGGAUCUUUUGCCACUGUCGCUCUCGCCAGGGCUUGGCGACUUUAUCAUUUGCAAAGGUACGGCUUGACGGCGAGUCACGUUCGAACCAUAACUACAGGUGGGACAGCGUUGAUCAGCGGAUUUCUGUCGGCCGUAGAUUCUUACGUGCUCUACCGAAUGAUGCAGAAGAGCAAACGUUACGAGAUUCGUGGAACUGGAUACAGGAGAAUUUCUUACAGGCACAAGUACUCGACGUUCGUCGGCAAGCUCACGUUUCAUUGGGUCGUCGAUCUUUUGACACGUGGAUACAGAAGCCCACUCGACCUCAACGAUUUGGGCGAGCUUCCCGAUGAGGAAUCGACCGUCGUGCAGUUCCGCAAGUUUCGUCACAUUUUCGAAAGCAGGAAGAAAAGUCGCUCGGACGGAAAGAUCAAACUGUGGCCCUGUUAUUGGGAACGAGUUUGGCCUUGCUUCGCAAUUGGAGGAGUUUUGAAGCUCUUGGGUGACGCGACGACUCUCGUUGGUCCCAUGGCAAUCUCCCGGAUCGUUGAUGACGUGUCGUCGAGACAAAAUUCGACGGUGAGGAUCUCCAGGAGUCUUCAAUUCGAGGGAUUCGUGACCUUCGGACGUUUGAUGGAGAACGGCUACUUCGUCGGUCUGCUCAUGUUCUUCGCUGCCAUUUUCCAAAGCACGCUGAGCCAAGCCUCCACCCACUUUUUGAACGUCGAAGGGAUCCGGCUGCGGACCGCGCUCCAAGCUCUCGUCUACGACAAAUCUCUCCGCCUCUACUCGUGGACGAUAUCCGAGGAGGAGGAACCGACGAGCAAGCAGAGCGCGAAGGAAAAAAGUUGGCAGAGGAAUGGCCAGGCUGCCGACAUCGGAACGCUGACGAACCUCAUGGCCGAGGACGUCUACAACGUCAUGAGCUUCUUCUGGAUCGGGCACUACACUUGGGCGAUUCCGCUGAAGAUCGCCGCGAUCGUGUUUCUGCUGUACGUCAAGCUCGGGAUAAGCGCGAUUAUCGGAGCGAUUUGUUGCAUCGUCAUCGUCACACCGCUGCAGCUUUACUUGGGUAAAAAAAUGUCGUCCAACUUGAAAAUGGUUGCGGAAAAGAGCGACGCUCGACUGAGACUCGUCAACGAAGUGCUUCAGGGGAUGAGACUCGUGAAGCUCCGAGCUUGGGAAAAACUGUUCGAGGCUCGAGUCAAAAACACUAGGAACGAAGAGCUCUCGUUGCUGGACAAGGAUUCGCUGUACUGGGCGCUCAUAACCUUCCUGACCCACGCCUCGUCGGUUUUGACGACUCUCUUCACAUUCGGAGUGUACUUUUGGAUCGAGGAGCGUCACUUGGACGCGGGUAACGUGUUCGCGAGUUUGGCUCUUUUUUCUCAGCUGACGGUGCCGCUCUUCAUAUUCCCGGUGAUCGUGCCGAUAAUAAUAAACGCAACGAUAUCGACCUCGAGGCUCGAGGAAUUUCUGUCGCUGCCGGAAAUCGUGGACGUUCUACCGGAAACGAGCCCGGAAACGAGCUCCCCGGAAGAGGAGCGCGCGAGCUCGGCGAUCGAGGCCAACUCGCAGCCCGAUCCGAAGAGCCUCCGGAGCGCCUCGACCUUCGGGACCCUCGGUAACAUCGACGAGGAUGAGGAAGAGGCGAAUUCACAUUUGCUAGGGAAACGAGAUUCCGGGAUAAUGAGCUCCUCGACUGACACCGUUUUCGUCGAAGAUUCCGAGCCCCGCGACUCCAUUUACGAGCCUCCGUUGCUCCAGGUCCAAGGAGUUUUCUCCUGGGGCGAUGACAAUUAUUUGACGGUGCGAGAGAUCGAUAUUCCGAGAGGAAAAUUGACUCUCGUCGUGGGCCGAACGGGCAGCGGAAAAACGUCCUUGAUAUCCGCGAUUCUCGGCGAAAUGCAGCAGCUCCAGGGCCGAGUUAAAUGGGCAAAAGAUGCAAAAAUAACUUACGUCUCCCAGAAGCCGUGGCUGCUCAACGCCACCCUCCGGGACAACAUUCUCUUCGGCUCGUCUUACCGUCCGCGUCGGUACCGGAGCGUCCUCCGGGCCUGCGCCCUCCAACCGGACGUCGACAUUCUGCCGGGGCGGGAUCUCACCAGAAUCGGUGAGAAGGGAAUAAACUUGAGCGGCGGACAGAAGCAACGGAUCACGAUCGCGAGAGCCAUUUACAGCGACGCGGACACUCUCAUUUUGGACGAUCCGUUAUCGGCGCUGGACCAGCAAGUGGGUCAGCAAAUAUUCGAGAACGGAAUUCAAAAGCUUCUGUUGCGCCGAGGUCGAACAGUGAUAAUGGUUACUCACAGGCUGGAUUUUUUGGGAGCGGCCGAUCACAUUAUAGCGAUGGAUUGUUGCGGAGUGCGCGAAGUGGGAACAAAGUCAACGAUCGAGAGUUCCGAUCCUAUUUUGGGGGAGGAAUGGCGGCAAUCGUCACAAAGACGGGGCCUCGUUAACAAGGAAAUUCACAAAACGGCCAAGGAUCGCUGGUCGCUCGUCAGACUUAUCUCGAGAAUCGGGAUAUCGGUUAAGCACAGAAAUGCUAAUGACGGCUCGUGGUCGACCGAUCGAGAUGCCUACGUCAUCCCUCCGAGUUUCGUGCCACUGCGUUUACGUAGAUCAACGUUAUCGGGAUCGCGCUAUCUCGCUCAUGAUCUCACGGAUCUACCUGUGCCUGCGGAGGAAUGGGGGGCGCUGCGUAGAAAAUCGAGGAAGCAUCGAGUCGCGGUGAGAUCAACGAGCCUACAACCGCCCAAAAAUCCGCCGCCGUUUCUUCGCAGGAGCAGCACUCCGACGAUAUUAGAAAGUCGUUACACCGUUCCGAGGAACAAGCGUCACAGCGUCCUCGACGGUGGUCAGAACAGCAGCAUGUUGAAACAACUUUUUUCCGGAAGGAUAGUGAGCGUGACGUCGGAGGAGGCGACGAUGAGCCGGGAGCGGAGCGUGCUCCGUCGUCUGAUGUCGACGACGUCCAGUUCGACGAGCAAGAUUAGCCAGGGUAACGGGGAGUCGGAUCACCGGCCUCUCAAGAGAUUAAUUUCGGCGGAUUCGAGCACGACGAUCGAGGACAUCGAGGAGGAAAGCGAGAAAGUCGCCGAUUGCGAGGAAUCGACGAGUUCCUGUUCGAGCGAGAGCAGCGAGGGUCUCGUGACGAAAAAUAUUUGGAUGGGUUACCUCAAGGCCGGGGGGCUGGCCCCGAGCCUCGGUUACUUCGGUGCAGCGUUGGCCUCUCAAGCCCUGCGGAUCUACACCGAUUUGUGGCUCAGUCGGUGGACGGACUUGGGCAUCGAGUCGGAAAAAUCGAUCCACGUUCGCGAGGAGACAGUUUUCUACUUCCGGAUGUACGUCCUUCUUUCGAUCAGCUCGAUCGUUAUCGCCGCUGUGAACAGCGCAGCGGGACAGUGGGCGGGGGCCAAGUCUCGGGAGAAAAUCCACGAGGAAGCGAUCUCGGGGCUGCUCGGGGCGCCGCUCAACUUUUUUGAGAAAACUCCGAUCGGCCGAGUCUUGAAUCGCUUCAGCGCCGACAUGGGAGUCGUGGACAAAAAACUCUCAACGGCCCUGCAAAGGCUGACGUCCUUCGUUCUCCUCUGCGCCUCCGCGAUCCUCGUCAACGUUUUCAUAUCUCCGUGGUUCCUCGCCGCAGCUUUCCCAACUUGCGUCGUUUAUUACGUGCUCCAAAGAUUCUAUCGACGGAGCGCGAGGGAGUUGCAGCGGCUGGAGGGAAGCACUCGCGGACCGGUGGCUGCUCACUUUUCUGAAACUUUGGCCGGUUUGCCGAUCGUCAGAGCCUCGAAGCAGCAGCCACGUUUCAUGAGGGAAAUGAUCGAGCAUCUGGACGCGAAUACAAACGCUUUUCUCGUGCUGAACACGAGCACCAGGUGGCUGGGAAUCGCUCUGGACUAUUUGGGAGCAGCCGUUGUCGUGACGGCGACGUACGCGGCCCUCCUGACGGCGGAGACGUACCCGGACCGGGUGAGUCCAGCGCUCGUUGGAUUGGCAGUGAAUUACACGCUGCUCGUUCCGAUUUACCUAAAUUGGGUCGUAAAAUUCGUCUCGGAGAUCGAAAUGUACAUGGGAAGCGUCGCGAGGCUGAGAUCGUACGCGAAAACGGCGCAGGAAAAUUACCGGGAAAAUGGAAUUUCCGUGAGUGAAAAUUGGCCCGAGAGGGGGGAAAUUAUUUUCGAUAACGUUUCCCUGCGCUACGAUUCCCAAGCCGAGCCGGUCGUCGAAAACCUCAAUCUUCGAAUCCCGGCUGGACAAAAGCUGGGAAUUUGCGGCAGAACCGGCAGCGGUAAAUCUUCGACGCUGAUGGCGCUUUUUCAACUGUUGCAAGUGUCACAGGGUCGAAUAAUCGUCGACGGCAUUGAUCUCCGGGAGAUCUCGUUGGCGACAUUGCGAUCGAGGCUAUCGGCGAUUCCCCAAGACGUGAUAAUGUUCAGUGGCAGUAUAAGAGAAAACCUCGAUCCCCUCGGCGAGUACGAGGACGCGGAGCUCUGGAGAGCUCUGGAGCUCGGUCAGAUGAAGGAAAUCGUCGGGGCCCACCCCGAGGGGCUGGAUUUCGAGGUCCGCGAAGGGGGUGAAAACUUUUCGUCGGGCCAAUUGCAGCUGCUGAGUAUGGCUCGAGCCGUGCUGAGGCGAUCAUCGAUCGUGAUACUGGACGAGGUAACGAGCGCUUUGGAUUUCUCCACGGAGAAGUCGCUCCUCGGCGCAGUGACGAGCGCCUUCAAGGACAAAACGCUCAUCACCAUUGCGCACCGAGUCGCCUCCUUGAUGGACUGCGACAGGGUCGUGGUUUUCGACGAAGGUCGAAUCGUCGAGGAAGGCCCACCGAGGGAGCUCGCCCAAAGACCGAUGGGAUUCUUCACCGCGAUGCUCCGAGCCGGUGACACGAGCAACGACGAGAAAACGUGACGCGCGCCUCACCAGCAGCCAAUUCGAAUUGCGAAUCGAGCCAGCAUAUUUUUCCCGCUGUCCAUACCCCCGCGCACCUCUCUAACACGCCUCACGAAUCGCAUUUAUGUCGGAAUUGUAAAUAAUAAUAAAAUCAUUCAAGCUGUGAA
Venturia canescens is the source of this 6727-nucleotide messenger RNA. RefSeq names its product Sulfonylurea receptor (gene Sur). Lineage: Eukaryota; Metazoa; Arthropoda; Insecta; Hymenoptera; Ichneumonidae. Gene Ontology annotation, cellular component: membrane. The record is from RefSeq and is a predicted model, not a curated record. Gene Ontology annotation, molecular function: ABC-type transporter activity; ATP hydrolysis activity; ATP binding. The coding region runs from base 1254 to 6578 and encodes 1774 amino acids. The transcript is spliced from 29 exons. Gene Ontology annotation, biological process: transmembrane transport.